Molecule: messenger RNA, 8439 nt
Organism: Venturia canescens
Lineage: Eukaryota; Metazoa; Arthropoda; Insecta; Hymenoptera; Ichneumonidae
Gene: CaMKI
Product: Calcium/calmodulin-dependent protein kinase I
Exons: 9
Coding region: 1384-2844 (486 amino acids)
Biological process (GO): protein phosphorylation
Molecular function (GO): calmodulin binding; ATP binding; calcium/calmodulin-dependent protein kinase activity
Source: RefSeq, a predicted model, not a curated record
GCGCAGUAGAGAGUAGUGUGCGACAGCGUGUGGGUGGAAAUAUUCCGUGACUUACGAAAAGUCCUCCCUAAAUACAGCAUUGAACGAGAGGAAAGCCCACUCCUGGAGGAAAACACCCCCACAAAAAACAAACAAAAAUAUACGCCAAACGAAGCAAAGGCCGAGCUGUUUUUCUUUCUUUUUUGUUUCUUUAUUCACUGCUGCAUUAUUGCGCGGGCGCGCGGCGCGGGGUUACAAGAAUAUAUAUGUAUGCGAGUGUUUGUGUGUGUGUUUAUAUGAUUUUCACGGAUUGUGGAGUGCGUGCGUGUGUGUUAGUUUGGCGAGACUUGACGGUGAGUCUGCUGUCACGCGUUGUCAGUGGCGGGCUCUAGGCUGCAGAGACGAGUGUCGCGGAGACGAUAGAGCCAGAGAGAUUACGAGAGAGAAUAUCAUUUCUCUCCGAAUGUAAUAUUGAUAAAGGGAAAAGAAAGACUUGAAAUAAAUUUUUGUGUUUCGGUGCUUAAUCGUUCAUCUCGUCGCUUCGACAACCAACUCUAUAUAUACACACACGCAUUAAUACACACGUAUAUAUUUUAUUCUCUACACAUAUAUAUACGAGAGGAGAUUCGAAGGAAAAGAAAAAGGAAAACAAUACGAGAAUCGUUUAUACAUAGAUCGAAGUGAAUAUUGCUCGCUGGUACAGAGUACGUGACUGUAAAAUACGCCUAUGACUAUAUGUAUAGCGCAUAUAGAAACGUGUAUAAUAGGUAUAAUCGAAACGACCGAUAGCCACGAGCUGUUUGGCCACAAUAUAACGUCUCAAAGAGCACAUCCACAGCCCAACGGGCAAUAUUAAAUCGGGAGGAAUACUUAUACAUCAAGUACAGUCGAGUUAAACAUCGAAAACGAAACUUCGAAACAUAUAGAAAAAAGAACCCAGGAAACUGUCACCUCCUGGUUAUUUCUCACAAUCUUUCUCUUUCUCUCCCUCCUCUCCCCCCCCCCUUUGUCCCCCUGCUCGCUUUGACCCCCUCCUCCUUAUCCCAUUCGUAACAUCUCGGGGCAAAAAUAAAACGUUGUCACUGUUGUCUGUAGCGCCGGAACGUUGCGUACGAACACUUUUCAUUUCAUUUUUUUGUCCCUCUUUUUUUUUUUUUUAAGUUCUUAUUCUUCCUUCGCUUCCUUCAAAUCGCGUAAUUUUCUCGCUCGAGAUCGCUCCUCGAAAAUUUCAACGGUGUGAUUCAGUGCUUCUUUUUCUUAUUUCGCUCGACUCUGUUAUCCAUGAUUGAAAGUCGCUGUGUUUUCAUAGAUAAGUAAAUAAAAAAGACUCGCAAUCUCAUAAAUCAUCGAAACAUCAAGUGCUGUGGCGAAUAAUUAUUGAAAAUUAGAAAAUACUUUGUGAAAAUGCCGCUUUUCGGCAAAAAGGAUUCCAACAAGAAGCUCAAGAAGAAUGGCAAGGAUGAGAAACCCUCGAUCGACGAGAAAUACACGCUCAAAGAAUUACUCGGGACAGGUGCGUUCUCCGAAGUAAGACUCGCCGAGAGCAAGGACAGGCCGGGACAAAUGUUUGCGGUCAAGAUAAUCGACAAAAAAGCGUUGAAGGGGAAGGAGGACUCGUUGGAGAACGAAAUAAAAGUGCUGCGAAGGUUCAGUGAAACAGUGACACCACAGAGUGGUGACGGGCCGAUCAAGUCGGAUAAUAGUGACGAAAGAGGAUGGUUAACGCAUCCGAACAUCGUUCAACUGUUGGAAACUUUCGAGGACAAGCACAAGGUCUACCUCGUUAUGGAACUUGUCACCGGUGGCGAGCUGUUCGAUCGUAUCGUCGAGAAAGGCUCGUACACGGAAAAGGACGCAUCGGGAUUGAUAAGGCAAGUGCUCGAGGCGGUCGAUUACAUGCACGAGCAGGGGGUCGUGCACCGGGACCUCAAGCCCGAGAACCUCCUUUACUACAGUCCCGCGGAAGAUAGUAAAAUAAUGAUAAGCGAUUUCGGCCUAUCGAAAAUGGAAGAUUCGGGGAUAAUGGCGACGGCGUGUGGCACGCCGGGUUACGUCGCCCCCGAAGUGCUGGCGCAGAAGCCUUACGGCAAAGCCGUCGAUGUAUGGAGCAUAGGCGUUAUAUCGUACAUACUUUUGUGCGGCUAUCCACCCUUCUACGACGACAACGACGCCAAUCUCUUUGCACAAAUCCUAAAAGGUGAAUUUGAAUUCGAUUCGCCGUACUGGGACGACAUAAGUGACUCCGCAAAGGACUUCAUUCACAAGCUCAUGUGUGUCAAUGUCGAGGAGCGAUACACCUGCAAACAGGCACUGGCGCAUCCAUGGAUUUCCGGCAACGCGGCGAGCAAUAAAAAUAUCCAUGGCUCCGUAGGAAAGUCUCCCUGUUGUCUCAUGGUUGCAGCAAGCAUAUCACGCGGCUACGGUCAUCCAUCAGAUGCGACGAAUGGUCCUAAACAACGAUCAUCAGCAGCAACAGAAGCAGCAGCAACAGCAGCAGCAACAACAGCAGCAGCAGCAGCAACAACAACAACCGCAGCAGGGCCUAGGAUCGACAGGCCCCUCCACAGGCAGCCAAACGUCACGAACCGAACAGUCCUAAUCACAUCUCCACCGCCAUCACAGAGCAACAACCGGGACAACAACGUGCUACAAAUAAAGGAUAUUAAAGAGUCACCGAGGUCGACGCCGAACCUGUUAGCAGCAGCAGCAGCAUCACCUAAUUUAUCCACGUUACCCACUAAUACACAAUUAUAUUUGCGCAACAAACGCUUCAAGCUGUGGGGUAACACACGCACCGCACUCUCUACCCUCUUUCGUACGAACGUAUCGCAUCUGAGAAGGCAGAGAAAGCAUAAAAAAAGCUGAAUCUCAUAUUGCUAAAUGAUAUACACAUUAUAUAUUAUAAAUAUAUAUGAAUAUAUAUAUCAAGUACAUAAAUACAUAUAUGUAUCUAUAUAUAUUUAUAUAUAUCCAGCGUAUAUGGAUAUACGUAUGCAUAUUUAUUUAUGUAUAUACAUAUGCGUAUAUGAAAGAAAAGAAUGAUACCGUUGACGAGGAAACGCUGUGUUAUUACGGGAGGAUACGAUAGGCGAAGGUUCGUCGUGAAUUCUAACGACUUCCUCCAUUAGCCCGUCGUUAAGGCUCUGGCUAACUCUCGUCGGGCGGAAUAAUUACAAAACAACAAAACACAAAAAAAAACGUAUGAAUAUUCGAGAUAAUGUGAAUUAUCGUUGUCGCUCUUGCGCCGCUGAAAGUAAAACUGGCAACACGAAAGAAAAAUUAAGCAAAAAAAUCAUGAAUUCUACUGCUUCGCGGCCAAAGACGCAUCAGUUCUCGAUCACUCCGGGCGAAUGGAAGACCUCCCGGGGUUCUUUAACUCUAUAACUAAAGUAGUUUUCAAUCUUGCUGUGUUGACUAUUGAAAGAGAGAGAGAGAGAGAGAGAGAGCGAAAAAGAGUUGGAACGCUGAAAGGAAGAGUUGUGUUGAGCGCGCAUCGUCAUUACAAUACACAAUUACACACGUACACGUUGAGACACACACAUACACACACACACACACACACACACACACAGAAAAAGCAUUGCUCUUGAGUGUGAAUCAUCCUUCUUUCUACACUCGACUAUGUAAUAUAUUAUUUAUGUAUCUCUUAUGUACUUAUAUAAUAUAUUAUAUAGAGAUAUAUACGCGACGAUUAAACGUCGUAAACUCGCUCCACUCGAAAGGCGAACGCGAUACAACGACAUAUCUUAAUAAUUCACUCGACGACAAAACAAAAGUUAAAAAAUAAAAACGUGUACAUGCAUAUAUCUAUACAAGCAUAUUAUAGAAAAAAGGUGAUGAAAUAAUACGAAUAUACGACCUCGCACGAGAUCCAUUUGCUCGGGAAGUCGAGCGCGACAGAAAUGCUUGAAACGCGGAGAUUAUCGAUCACGUUGUUUUACAUCGGAUGAUUCAAGGAAAAGCGAGCGUUUCAUUCGUCAUGCAAAAUUUAGUGUAGCCGUUGACAGAGAGAUCUGCAUGACGAAACUCGAGAGGAGAACAACUCAAUUCGUUUGCGUUAACAAAACUUACUCGUACGAAUCCAAUUUUUUUUUCACGGAGAAAUUUAUAUUUCGCGAGAUUGGUUUACACUGUUUAUCAGUUACGUUAGCUCACACAAUGCGCACUGUGCUAAGUCGCCUCAAAGAAUUCAACAACCAACAUGAGCUUUCGAUGAAGAAUAACAAGGGCAAAAGUUGGCUAUUACAAGAGAAAAAGAAACUUGCACAUGUUAUAUAUAUACAUAAAUAUUAUUAUUAAAAAUCGAAGACGCGAUUUUUAUUCUCCUUUUUUCGUAGCAGCUAUCGCGCUACUGUUGCUCGACUUUUUUUCUCUCUUGGAUACCUGGAACUGGACUAAAGUCAUUAUUAUAUAAUUAUACAUACAUAUUCUAAAUAUAUACACACAUUCAUUCUGCUAAUAUUUUUAUUAAAAAAAACAUAUGUACAAUGCACUAUAGUUCGUUAAUGACGUGAUAUGUCGUUAAAAAUGAGAGAAGAUGAUUAAAAGAGAAAUUAGUGAGAGACAAAUACGUGCGCGGCCAGAAGAUUUCCUAUUGUACAAUAUAAUAAGCUUCUUUGGACUUCUGAUCAAUCGCGACUUUAAAACGUUCGAAUUGUCGUUUAUUUUGUGAAGAAAAUUCGAACUUUCCAAGUUGCUCGAGCCCUACGUGCUGCUGGUCGAGUGUGCACUGUACAUUUUUCAAAUAUUCAUAGCACACGCUUUUGUAAAUCAAACGAUAGUUGGUACGUGUGAUGUUCUCUCUAUGAAAUAGUUCUUCUCUUCGAAUUAUUUGAUCAUGAGUUUCUACUGGGUUUUUGAGGUUUUUGGAGAAUUUUUUUCUUCUUGCAAAGAACCCGAUCAAGAACGAGAUUGUCUCGAAUGCACACAGUUUUUCCUGUUCGUCUAGAAAGUUUUCGAAAGAUCGAAUGAAACUAGCCUCUGGGAUGUCGAACAGAGACUUUAGCUAAUUUUGUCUUAAAGUACUACAUACAAACGUACUCCUGAAUCUCGCAAUAACCUAUUUCAUCAUAAGUUGUUAUAAUCUGUUUGUUUUUUUGUUCCAACACGAAGUACAGUUUGUGAACGAUCAUUGUUUUUUAAAUGAAAAGUUUCGCUUGGUCCGUUUAAUAAAUGAAAAUAGUUGAAAAGUUUUAGAAAUUUCUUUUCGUGCUAUAUUUUGAAUCUCUUCUUUUAGAAACUGUUUCUUAAUGACUUUUUUUUCUUGUCUUUUCGAUAAUCCCUCGCUGCUCUCAGCUUAAAUGUUGUUUACACAAUACGUAGAGCUCGAGCUGCCAUAUCAGUAAUAAGCGUUUACGUUGAAACUCCUGACGAAUAGAAGUCGCGCCACCUGUUUUUGUAAUCCAUGCUAACGCCGGAGAAAGAGAUUAAACGAAGGAAAAUGAGGAGAAACGGAAUGAAAAUAUUUUCAUGCUUAGGCGUCCAAGUGAAACAUGCUUUUUGAACUUCCAAUAUCAGUGGAUGGGAGUAACUCGAACGUACGACACGAGGUUUUUCACGAGUCGACAAACAGAUUUUGUUUUCUCUCACCUUUCGUCAUUUCAAUUUCUCUCUCCUUCUCUUCAUAUAUAAAUAUUUCUAUAUUCGUGUGUGAUUUUGGAAAAGAUGUGGAAUCGACUGCAGAAGUGUGUACUGUGAAACUCGCGAUCAGGCUAAAAUGUAAUUUAAAAAAACGAAAAAAAUGCAUGUUCAAGGCAAAAUACAGAGAAGCUUUGACCCAAGACGAGAAUAAAGCUUCUACCAUAAUCUUCGCAUUCUCGUACUUCCCGUAUAACGUGUGUGCAAUGUAACAGAAAUAUAUGAUAAUCAAGAGAUGACAGUUGAUAAAAUAGUUUCUUGCGAAAAAUUCAAAACGAUUCAAGAAUUAUUAACGCGUUGAAUAUUUUUGAACGAUCAUCGUUACCAUAUUAUUUUUUUUAUCCGUUCGAAGGUGGUGCAACAUUGUUAAUUAGCGUCGUUAAAACUUUUCGUACGAACGAUAAAUUAGCGCCUUUCUCGUUGCUUCGAUACUAACCUGCAACAAAUAUUUCAAUUAAAAUUUCGUAAUUGGAUAAUCAAAAAUAUCCGGGUCGUUAUUGUUCUAUGGGAAAUUGCAUAGAAAAUAAUCCAAACUGGAUUCCUGGGACUGGUUCCUAUCCAAUCUGUUUUACGAAUAUUUUCCGUCUCUUCUCAUUCGCUCUCUUUCUCUCUCUCUCUCUCUAUCUCUUUAGACUCAACAUUUAUUUAUUCUGUCUCAAUUCUAAUCAACCGUUCUCAAAGCGUAGUCAAGAAAAAUUUUCUUUUAAUUUACUAUCGUAGUUUUAAUAUUUUUCUUUUCUUCUCAAAAUCGCACUAGACGUCCGUCCGAAAUAUUGGCAAUUGUCGACAGAUAUAUAUGCUCGAUGAAGAUAAAACGCGCGAAAGAUUUUUAUUCGAUGGGGUUUGAAAGAAUAAUGAAAUUACAUGACUCGUAUCGAAUAAUAUUUAAUUUAAUAAUUAUUCUUAAGAAUAUCUAUACCUUCGAUAAACUCUACUGAACGAGGCAAAGAAAAAGUAACAUACAAAUUUAUGAACAUAUAAAACAAAAUCAUGCUAACUUAACAAAACAACUUGUAACGAGACCUAGAACGAGACGACGCAUGCAUGAAGUUAUACAUACUGAAUAUAUUAUUAUAUACAAGCUUACGAGUACUUUAGUCUAAAUUGGUCAAGAAACUUGGUACCUAAAAGAAAACAAAAUGCGAUAACUAUUUACAUUGUAUCUCACGUUGAAAUUUUGACUGAGAAACGUCGAGUUGUAUCCUCGCGGAUAUGAUCGAGGCGAUUCAUUGCGGGGGAUGAACAUUUUUUACCGUGGAAAGAAAAAAUGAAAGAAGGCGUGUCGAGUACUACUUAUUACUACUGUACUUAAAGUAAAACGUUCGUAAAUGACAGUUAUCAGGAUAAAUAAAUCGAAGAGAAAGAAAGAAAAAAAAUAUCAUUUCUCCAUUUUCGUUAAAAAGACGAAAGUGUAUCUCGCUUCGAACGUACUUAAAAGUGAUGAAGCAGCAACGAUAAACGAACGAAUGAAUAAAUUUUAAAAAAUCAACUACGAGCUUCGAUAACUAUUCGCUUAUCAUUCACUUGAAGUAAACGUUUGUCGACGAUAUUUCACAUUCGUUAAUGCAAAACGAGCAUGUGGCAAUAAAAAUCAAAUCAUUUUUAAAUUGUUAGAGACAAAAAGAAACAACGUUGGAACAUCCAAUUAUGAAAAAUAGCUUUUGGGAGUAGCAAUCGGACAAAUCAUAUUUUUUGCUUAUACAAUUCUUUUAAUAACUGUAUUACUAUCCGAGGAAAUGCUGGGUACACGAACGAAAGACUUCUGGCGAUCCACGAUGCGAACCUGUAAAUGCAAUUUCUGAUACAUAUUGUUGAACUCAGACUGAUUGUUGUGUAGAGAUUGACUAUAUAUAUAUUUGCUUUUGCGAGGAAGCGAGAAAAGGAAAAAUGAACAUUGUAAAAUAUAUUAUCUUCUGCAUUAUGAUACCUCUUAACCUGCUCAAUCUGACGUACACGAGCACGAAACUUCUGUCUUUUUCUCUCUCUCUCUCUCUCUCUUUUUCUCUUUACCACACGUUCUUUCCACCAUAUAUUAUCUUUACAUGUAUAUAUAUAUACAUAUACAUAUUAAGAAAAAGCUUUCACUUUUCAUGCUUAUAUGGCAACCACAAAACCAGUUUAUCGUUAAUAGGAACAUUGACGAUGUCCCUGGACGUACUACUGUAAAUUAUGGAGCACUAAAAACGUAAAUAAGGGGGAAGUAAAAGAGCGUAAAAGAAAUAAUGAAACUGCGAGUUACACUGUAAGAUUAAACGCAACGUCGUUAAUCCGAGAGUUUGCGACGAAGGAUUGAAAAACAGACGUACACACUUGUUGAAUUGCCUUUGAACAACAUCGUCUCAUGCAUAGUCGUUCGUGCCAAUAUCUAUAAUCUUUGUAAAACAAACAAAUUAUCUAAAGGAGAAAACAAAACGCUGUAGGUAUUUUGGUGCUAGUAAAAAGCGUGUCCUCGUAUCCACAAAAUUUAAACGCAAAGUCUUCGUUUAUUUUUCACUCUCAUCGAGAGACUCUCUUAUAUUCGCGAAAACCUAUUUCUGUAUACUAAAACUCGGCGCGAGUCGUUUCAGCGCGCCCCUUUCUCAUUUCGCGUUUUAUCCACGAUAAUUGGCCGUGCCUAAAGACAUAAAUGAAAAUAGAAUGGGAGAAAAUUUAGAUAGAAUGAAAACGAAUCGAAUACGAAGCGAAUUAAAACGAAAUGGGGGUUUAAGAAUGUGAAAUAUAUAUUUUUUUUCAACGUGAAUUUUAUCUAUAGGAUUCAAAUGUUUGACAUAUUUAUCAUUUCACGGAUUGAGUUGAAAAAUAAAAACAUGCAUAAAUAAUCAA